This is a messenger RNA of Trypanosoma theileri, 3477 nucleotides long. Its product is annotated as isoleucyl-tRNA synthetase. The record is from RefSeq and is a predicted model, not a curated record. The transcript has a single exon. The coding region runs from base 1 to 3477 and encodes 1158 amino acids. Gene Ontology annotation, biological process: isoleucyl-tRNA aminoacylation. Gene Ontology annotation, molecular function: tRNA binding; aminoacyl-tRNA deacylase activity; isoleucine-tRNA ligase activity. Lineage: Eukaryota; Euglenozoa; Kinetoplastea; Trypanosomatida; Trypanosomatidae.
AUGUUACGCUGCAUCACAUUUGUAUGGCGCUGUGCAGCGAAAGGUGGUAAAGAUAGCAAAAACCACUUUUCCUCGGCACGGCGUACUCUCAUUUACUCUCGUAUGCCUUCCUCCAACCCUUCCUCUGUUUCAUUUUCUCUGCCUGACGGUGGGGUUGACGACGGCAAGCUAGCAAAGUGUUUUUCUUCCACACAAGCAGGAAAAGGUGAAGGAGAUAUGGCUGCAUGUGAAGGCGCUAAGGCUUCAGGUGGGGGUCCACUGCAGAACUUCGACAGUGAGCUGAACUUCCCCAAGAUGGAGGAGGAGGUGCUGCAGCACUGGGCCAAAGUGGACGCAUUCCGUGAGUCACUCAGGCAGUCGGAGGGAAAGAAGCCAUAUACUUUCUUUGACGGACCUCCGUUCGCGACGGGUUUGCCGCACUAUGGCCACUUGUUGGCCGGUACCAUCAAGGACACUGUGUGCCGUUACGCUCACCAGACCGGACAUCACGUGGAGCGUCGUUUUGGCUGGGACUGUCAUGGACUUCCAAUUGAGUUUGAGAUUGAUAAGCACCUCGGGAUUAAGUCUUCGCACGAUGUGAAUAAGUUCGGCAUCGAUAACUACAACCGUGAGUGUGAGAGCAUUGUGAUGCGCUACUCUUCGGAGUGGCGCAAGACGGUGAGCCGCAUGGGACGCUGGAUUGACUUUGAUAAUGACUACAAAACCAUGUAUCUUUCCUACAUGGAGAGCGUCUGGUGGGUGUUCAAGCAGUUAUGGGAAAAAAAACUUGUGUAUCGCGGCUUCAAGGUAAUGCCUUUCUCAACAGGGUGCACCACACCGCUCAGCAAUUUCGAGGCCAACCAAAACUACAAGGAUGUAAGCGACCCCUCUGUGAUGGUGACCUUCCGGACGAAGGAUGAUCCCAAUACCUAUAUGCUGGCGUGGACCACAACUCCGUGGACUCUUCCGAGUAACUUGGCACUUUGCGUGCAUCCCGAUUUGGAAUACGUGAAGGUUCUGGACAACCAGACAAAGCGUCAUUACAUUUUCGGUGAGGCUCGUCUCAGUGAAGUUUAUCCGGCAAAGAAAAAGAAGGGCGACAACAAGAAUGAAACACAGGAGCCGCCAUACACCAUUGUGAGUCGCAUGAAGGGAACUGAUCUUAUCGGCACCAAGUACGAGCCCCUUUUUCCGUAUUUCGAGAAGACCUUUGGUGAGACGGCGUUCCGUGUCAUCAGCGACACGUACGUGACAACAGACACCGGUACGUGUAUUGUGCACCAGGCCCCUGGUUUUGGUGAGGAGGAUUGUCGCAUCUGCAUCUCCAAUGGUGUCUUGUCGAAAGAGCAGUUACUGUGCCCCGUUGACGAGAACGGCGCAUUUACUUCCGAAGUGGUCGAUUUCAGUGGUCGUUACGUGAAGGAAGCGGAUCCGGAUAUUCUAAAACAUCUCGAGUCAAGGGGUCUGGUUCACAGCAAGGGGUCCAUUGUCCACAGCUACCCAUUCUGCUGGCGUAGCGAGACUCCACUGCUCUACAAGGCUGUUGAUGCUUGGUUCGUCAAUGUGGAGGCAAUCAAAGACCGUCUGUUGGUAGCGAAUGCCAAGACAGAAUGGGUACCUGAUUUCGUUAAGACACGCCGUUUCUCCAACUGGUUGGAGGAUGCGAAGGACUGGAAUGUCUCUCGUAACCGUUACUGGGGCACGCCACUGCCUAUCUGGCACAGCGAGGACUGGGAGGAGGUUGUUUGUGUUGGCAGUGUGGCGGAACUGGAGGAACUUUCGGGUGUAACAGGCAUCACAAACAUCCACCGACAUUUUGUGGACAAUAUCACUAUUCCAAGCAAGAGACCGGGCAAACCACCGCUACGACGUGUUGAGGUUGUGUUCGACUGCUGGUUUGAGUCCGGCUCGAUGCCGUAUGCCCAGUCGCAUUACCCAUUUGAGAACAAGGAGGGCUUCCUGGAGGAGCGAUUUCCGGCGGACUUCGUAGCAGAGGGGCUUGACCAAACUCGCGGUUGGUUCUACACGAUGCUUGUUCUGGGUGUUGCUUUGUUUGACGUCGCCCCCUUCAAAAAUGUCGUUGUUAACGGAUUGAUACUCGCAGAGGACGGAAAGAAGAUGAGCAAGCGACUGAAGAAUUACCCGGAGCCAUCGAUUGUCAUCAACACACACGGUGCAGAUGCGUUGCGUAUGUACAUGAUCAAUUCCCCUGUGGUGCGAGCAGAGCCUUUGCGAUUCCGCGAACAAGGAGUUAAGGGCAUUGUGAAGGAUGUGAUGCUCCCUCUUUUCAAUGCGAGCAAGUUCUUCAUUGCGAAUGCAAACUAUUGCGUUCAGGCCGGUGGAAAUGUAUCAGUCGACGUGGUAAGUACGAACGAGAUGGAUCGCUGGAUUCUUGCGUCCACGCAAACGCUGCAGCAGUAUGUGAAGCGGGAGAUGGAGCUGUAUCAUCUCUUUAAUGUUGUCCCUGGUGUUCUGCGUUUUGUGAUAGAUCUCUCCAACUGGUAUGUCCGUAUGAAUCGCCGCCGUAUGAAGAACGCUGUGGAUCAGGAUGACCGCUCUCAGGCCCUCUCGACCAUGUUAACGGUCCUAUUUUCGGUCAGCCGCAUCAUCUCACCCAUCGCCCCGUUUGUGGCAGAGAUGUUGUAUCAGCGCAUCAAGCCACUGCUCCCUGCGGCACAGCAGGUGGACUCCGUGCACUAUCUCAUGUUCCCUGACGACGAUGCGAAGAGACACGACGAGGCACUGGAACGUGCCAUGACGCGCAUGAUGACUAUUGUUGACCUUUGUCGCGUGCUGAGAGACCGCAUGGUUAUUCCCAUAAAGCGACCGGUGCGGCAGGUGAUCAUCGUGCACCCCGAGCAGUCCUAUCUGGACGACGUGGAGAAGGUGGUUCAAUACAUCAAGGACGAAGUGAAUGCGUUCGACGUUGUAUUGUCCUCUGGUGACGAAUACGUCACGACACAGUUGGACGCCAACAUGGAGGCGUUGGGCAAACGCUACCGCAAGGAGGCACCUCAGAUUCGCAAGGCCAUCCAGGCGAUGGAGCCGGAGGCGGUGGCGCAGUUCCUGAAAACAGGUCAGGCUGAGCUGUGCGGAAAGAGCAUCUCACUUGAGGACGUCAAGGUUCUUCGAAAAUUCAAGGAGGGCAUCACCGAUUUCGAAAGCAACACAGACAAUGAUGUGGUGGUUCUUGUUGACAAGCGUGAGGAUCAGGCUCUCGUUGAUUCCUGGCGUGCGCGCGAGUUUGUUAAUCGCGUGCAACAGCUUCGCAAGAAGGCAAAGCUCGUCGUGACAGAUGUGGUGGAAGUUUACUACGAAGCUGAGGAUCCUGAACUCGCAAAUUCCAUCGUCAACUCCAGGGAUCAGGUGAAUGCGACCAUAAGAGGUAAAUGGGCACCGCUUGCGGAACUCCCCGCUGGGGCAAAGUUGAUUGCUGAGGAAGAUAACUCUAUUUCUGGUGUUGGCAUCAGGAUUGUUUUCACAGAACCCUCCGCUUGA